AAGUAUGAGCGUCAAUGUUUAUUUUUGUACGGAAUUAUAAACAUGGCAUUUUUGUUGGGAAAAUUGCAGUUUUGGACACUUAAAAAUGAACUUUUGAUUAGUGAUUCCGACAUAGGCUGCUACAAAACUUACGAUAAAGGUGAAAACGUAGAACAAACGUAUUUUUUAGAUAAGCAGGAAUUUUCCGAAGGAAGAGACGUCGUUUGGGUUCCAAGGAAUAAAAGACCCGAGAAAUUACGAGACUGUUUGAAAGAAUUUGAAGAAUUACAAAGUAAUCAGCGGUGUGUAAUUGCAAGAUGGGAAAAAAAUGACAUCGUUCAAAUUGUAUUUAAUAAUGGAGUACUUGUCACGCUCUCCAUUUCUUCAGAAAAUACUUGUUUGGAGCAUAUCAUAUUAGAUAAUUAUCUCGUGGGAAAAUUAGUAUCCGAUCACGUUGUGGAUGUUAUCGUCGAAGACAAAUUUAUUCUAUUUUCUUACGUCGAACCGAAGCUGACUUGUAUUCAUUUUGGUAAACACUCGCAGUCCAUAGAUAGGUAUAAGAGAGGUGAAAGAAUGGCCUCGUUAGAACCCAAAUUGACCGUCGUCGAUUUAAUCGGACCCACUGGUCGCCGUCUGGAGAGAAAACUGUCUGUAAAUUCUCUACGCGAAUGCGUUCUUGUGUGGUGGCGUAUAGGAAAUGAAGAAGUUUGGCCCUGGAUGCCGCUUAAUUCCGACAAGGAUCGUGCGAGUAUGGCGGUUUAUUCGUUAGUCAAUUCUCACGUGGAACUGUUGUGUUUUACAAAAGUCGAAGGGGAACUACUGCGAGCCAAAUUUAGUCGUUAUGAAUCUAAUCGAAUCUUUACCAUCGAGAGUAGUAGUGGUAGAAAUGCGGCCGUCAAUCUUAACAUAUAUGAAAUUUCUCAAAAUAAGUUUCACUGUUUAAAUGUUACUACGAUUCCGAAUCAGACUCGUAUAGUUGCAUCUCGGUGGAACAUGGAAGAGACAAAAGUUUUAAUUUCUUUUGACGACAGGUCACUGAUUUUGUAUGAUUUUAUCAGACAGAAUUGUCGCUCGGUCAUUUCUUCAUUUGUUUGUUCGUUUAUUGCAUGGCAUCCAUUAGAUACAAUAAUAAUAGUGAGCAGCGAAAAAGGCCAGCUACGGUGCUACGACUGUGCUCUUUCUUCGAUUAAACUGCAGCUUCUUUCAGACGAUUUUGCCGCUUCGAAUAUUUUGGAAAUACCUGAUUACUUUAGAUAUCAACCUACUCUGACGAAACUUUUUUGGGAACAUCCAGAAACUUUGUUAAAUAAGAAUAGAACUUACUUAAAAACACAUUGCACGAUGUGUCUUCUUUUUAAUCGCGGACCUUUGGCUCUCUUGACGUUUUCUCUUGGAACGAUCAGCAGAGAUUGGAACAGCCAGAGCGAAACGAGUUAUCAAUGUAUGAAUAAAAUCAUUCAGUAUCUUCUCCGGAAACCAUUGAACAGAGAUAGGGAAUCUCAAUUAGAAAGUGCACUUGGAAGCUUUUAUAAGCCACUGAAGCCUUUGUCCGACGUUAUAAUAAUGGAGUACAGAGACAGAGUUAGCUCAUUAGCAAGACGUUUCUUCCAUCAUCUUCUGAGAUAUCAAAAGUUUGAAAAAGCAUUUUUAUUAGCCGUGGACUUAGGAAAUAAGGAUUUAUUUAUGGAUUUGCAUUAUGUAGCUCGUGAUAAAGGAGAAAGAAUUUUGGCAGAUGUUGCAUUACAACACGCAGAUCAGUUAGACGGUCAUUCUAUAGAAGCAGAAAGUAUUACUGAAGAAUCGGAAGAAUACGAAUACUCUACUGAAUUUUCAGAAGAUUCUUCUAUCGAUGAACACUUUGGUUUGAAACCUGAUCGGCAUGCGAAAACUUCAUUAACAAGCGAAUCAUUAGACCUGAAAAUAUACGAACAAAUGACUGCAUCUCAGAUUAUAGAUAAACCAAUUUCUUCAAUAAAUUCAUCUAAUUUAUCACACUUUCAGGAUAAUCCUUGUAAUUCAAGAAGUAUGGGAAUUAAUGGAUCCAUUCACUGGCCCGAUUCUCAAAUUUCCGUAACACAGUCACCAUUUCUUUCUCCAAUUCCUCAUAACAUUCAUAAUAGCAUUCCACUACCAACAACUAUUAAUACAGAUUUGGUAAAUCAGCCUCAAUUAAAUCCAUUAAGUGCACCUAUUACAGACCAAAUAGAUUUUUCUGAUCCAAAUGAACAGUUUGUUGACGACACUGUUCCUGCUAAAUCACUGGACAAUUUUGUAGUUUUAGAACAAGAAUCAUCUAAUGAGGAUGAAGAAAUAGAAAAUGCUAGAGUAAAGUUUGUUCAUUUUGGAAUUAUAUAAUUUAGAAAAUACAAUCUUUAUUAUGUAAUAUAUGUAUUUAAAUACUACUUCAAUUAUAUUUUUAUACUUUUAUAUUAAUUUUUAUUUAAACUACUAUAAAAUAGUAGUAUAAAACUGUAUUUUAGCUAUAACUAAAAAUCUGUAACACAGUUGAAUUAUUUAAUUUGUUUAAGAGUUAGAUAAAUCUUUAUGUAAAAUAUUAGAAUCCAGUUAUGUUAAGACAGAUUAUUACAAUUGAGAAUUUGUCAAAAUCUCAAAAAUAGUAACUGAAUGAAAUCUAUAUAAACCACGUAUGCUAUAAUAAUAUACAAUUCAGAAUGUAGCUUCUCAUAUCCAAACAGUUUAUUAAAUUGCAAAUAAAUCGGGAUUAAAUUAAUCAUUUGGAAUAUAGUUUUUCACAUUCUAUAAUAAAAUACACAACCUCAAAUUGUUUUUGGAAAAAAUGAAAUUAUAAGAAAUCAUUUUCCAAUGUAUUUUGUUAAUCUGAUUUAAGAAUUGUUCCUAUUAAAAUAUUUUAAUAAAAUUUUAAGUGUAAAAGUUAUAAUAGGUAUAAGCAUUACCAUCUUGGACUUGUUUAUACCUGUCAACUAUAUUAAGUAUAUAAGUUUAAUAACAAUAAGACUUUAUUGAUGGACUUCCUAUGAAUAAUAGAGAAUAAAUUCUCCUAAACUUUUAAAAAAUAAUAUCCUUGAUUUACUUAUUAGUCCAAAUCUACUUCCUGAUUUACACUAAUCUGUCAAAAUUGUUUAAAGCCGAUUAUAAUGGACUUCUACUUUCUGUUCUGGAGACUUGUGAAAAUAGUGUGCAAAUCCAAUAAUAUAUUUUUCUUUUAAUAUUUCAUUCCAGGACCUCAAAAGUUAGAACUAUAUUCUCAAAAAUAAAUUUUUAUAAUUACUACAUAAAUACUAAUUGUUUUAUUCUUUAUUAAGUUAAAUAGGAUAAAAACUUUUGGUGGUAGAAAAACUGCCUGAAUCAAUUUUUCCAGUUACAUUUUUUUCUAACCAAUACGAGUUACUAAAACACUUGCAUUUGCAUCAUUUAUUGACUUAUCUACUAAUCUGGCUCACUGAAAUGGACCAGUUGAUGGCAAUUGUAAAUCCAUUCUAAAGUAAAUAUUUAUUGUAAGACAAAUUUUAUUUUAUUAUGUAAAGUCCUUUGUGGAGUGAUAUGAUUGUAUGUUCAUCAACCAACACAAAAGCAAAGGUUUACUGUAUUACUGAAAAGUUUAACAAUAGCAAUUAACUUCAAAAAGUUUUCGAUGCAAAAACGUUGGCCACAACUUAUCUAAUGAAAUUAACAUAGUUCACUUUUUCUUGAUGACAAUUGAUCUUUUGUAGCACUUUCAACCAAUUAAUGAUAACUAAAAUGCCACCUUCCAAAAAGUAUCGGACUUUUAUUUUUUCCGCGUAAACCAAUGAUGCGUGGGGGCCUCUUUCGGUGGAGUUGUGGAGGGGACAGUCAUGCACAGCCCUGAAUUUUUUCCCACCUGCAGGAAGCAUCAGUCGCUGGCAGUCAGCCUAUGAGUGAGAACGUGUAUUGAGCUCUCAUCGGAUUCCACUAAGUUGGAAAAUGACUGAACGUGAGCAGCGAUAUUACAUCAAAUUUUGCCAAAAACCUUGGCGAUACCCAAGUGUAAACCAUUCGCAAGAUUCAGCAGGCUUUCAAGGGACGAUCCUCAAGGCCAAAAAAAAGCGCGGCAGGUCCGCAGCAAUAUCAAGGUCAUGUUGACAGUUUUUUCGACUCUAGUGGGGUGGUGUAUCAUGAGUAUGCACCACAAGGCCAAACCAUCACAAAGGAGUACUACCAGGAGGUCCAUCGUCUUUCCGAUGCUGUGCGACGCAAAUGACCAGAUCUGUGGUUGAUCAAAACUUGGCAGCUCCAUCGUGAUAAUGCAUCCACCCAUUCUGCGCGUCUGAUUCAGGCUUUCGUUGCCAAACACAACACUCCUGUGGUGCGUCACGCUCUGUACUCUCCCCAUAUGACUCCGUGUGACUUUUGGCUAUUUCCCAAGCUGAAAAUGCCGCUAAAAGGAACCCGAUUUUAGUCGAGAGAAGACAUCGUGCGGAAUGCAACGGACCGGCUGAUGGCCAUUCCAAAAGAUGCGUU
Centruroides sculpturatus (bark scorpion) is the source of this 4440-nucleotide messenger RNA. It is a transcript of the gene frtz, whose product is annotated as WD repeat-containing and planar cell polarity effector protein fritz homolog. Gene Ontology annotation, molecular function: protein binding. Lineage: Eukaryota; Metazoa; Arthropoda; Arachnida; Scorpiones; Buthidae. The transcript is spliced from 2 exons. Bases 43 to 2334 code for a protein of 763 amino acids. Gene Ontology annotation, biological process: nervous system development; cilium organization; establishment of protein localization. Gene Ontology annotation, cellular component: axonemal basal plate. The record is from RefSeq and is a predicted model, not a curated record.